Lucilia sericata (common green bottle fly) is the source of this 3133-nucleotide messenger RNA. RefSeq names its product zinc finger protein chinmo (gene chinmo). The transcript is spliced from 7 exons. Gene Ontology annotation, molecular function: protein binding. Lineage: Eukaryota; Metazoa; Arthropoda; Insecta; Diptera; Calliphoridae. The record is from RefSeq and is a predicted model, not a curated record. Gene Ontology annotation, cellular component: nucleus. Gene Ontology annotation, biological process: regulation of transcription by RNA polymerase II.
AAACAUGUUGUUAUUUUUUUUCAAGAAAUCACUUAACGCUUCAUAAAUUUGAAAAUUCAAAGAAAGAAAGAAAAACAAACAAACAUCAUAAAUAAUUUCCUGUAUUUCAACGAUUGUUUUUUUGGUUCAACAAAAUAACAGGAUUCAUUUUUACAAAACACAACAACAAAUUUUAAAAAAAUAAAUGCUAAAAACGCAUUUAAUUGGGAUUAUAAAAAUUCAAAAAAUUUCGGUUUGGCAUCAGCAUCAUUCUUAUUAUCGAGAAAAUCUCUUACAGACGACGAAAACGACAAGAUCAGCAGCAUUAACGUUAAGAAGAAAACUAACGAAAAACUGUCGCUGUUUAAGAAAAAGACGAAAAAUUCAUCAUAUAAGAAAAAUUCAAAAUUUAUGGUUUGGCUCUAACGUUUACCACGACAACAACAACAACAACAAAUAAUCCCAAAACAUCAGCAUCAUCAAAUACAAAAAUUUCAUUAAAAUUUAUCACAAUUUUUUGCAAACAAGAAAAAAAUUCAAAAAUUUUUUUAUUUAAAAGAAAUCACACUAGAAGAAUUAUCAAUUUGGCUGUUUUUUUAAGCAAAAUUUUAUUAACAUCUCGUUUGGAUUCAACAUUUUAUUUUUGUCGUUAAUUAUUUUCGAAAAUAAAUCAACAUGGAUCCUCAACAACAGUUUUGUUUAAAAUGGAACUCGUAUUCAUCAAAUUUGGCCAUAACAUUCUCAAAUCUAUUCAAAUCCGAUUUAUUAGCAGAUGUAACAUUGUCAUGUGAUGGCACAGUUUUUAAGGCUCACAAAUUAAUAUUGGCAGCAUGUUCGAAAAAGUUUGCCGAUCUCUUCGAGACCACACCCACAAAUGGCCAAUGUGUGGUUAUAUUAGAGGCUACCUCAUCCGAUAAUAUGGCGGCUUUGCUAGAGUUUAUGUAUAAAGGUGAAGUGCAUGUAUCACAAGAGGCUCUCAACAGUUUUCUGAAAUCUGCCGAAAAUUUACAGGUUAAAGGUUUAUCAACAGAAACCGGCCGUUUGGCUGCCCAACAGGCCCAACAACACAUUGAGUCCUCGGCUCUGGAUUCACCCAAUGGUCGCCGCAGCAUACGCAACAGCAUAAGCGGUGGUAAUGGCAAUCUGGGUGCUGGCAGUAUGGGUGCCGGCAAUAUGAACAGUCCAGCUGGUGGCAUUAAUGCACCAGGCGGCGGUGGUGGUGGCGGUAUAGGUCUGCCGGAUCGCUGUCCUAGUACCGGUGGCAUUAUCGCUGGACCUCCCGGCUCUGUGGGUUUGGGUAAUAACAAUAAUAUAGGUGGUGGUUCUGCCGCUGGUCUAGGUAGUGGUGCUGGCGCCGCUCACCAUCUCGGUGGUUCUACCAAUAGCUUAAAACAAGAAUGCGAUUCGCUAAUGCAUCCGAGCAGCUCAUCGUUGGGAGCUAUGCCUUCAUAUGUGCCGCCCAUGUAUCAUCGUCCCAUGUCCUAUGAACCACUGCGCAAGCGUGCCCUCCGUAGCCCCUAUGCCGAACAAGAAGUCCGUGGUAGUGUCUUGCGAGACGGCUCUAAGAAUCCUUCAGAAUGUCCCAGUCCCAUAAGUAAACCUCCCUAUCACAGGCCAUCGUCGAGCGCUUCUUCAACGGCACCUACCGAAGCGGAUACCAUGCACUCGGAGAGAGCAUCACCGCAAUCGAGCCGUUUUGACAACCACAGUCCCAGUACAACAGGCGGUAAUGGUAAUGUGCCCAGCAGUUUAGAUAGAUCCGUUAAGUCGGAGCGUAACAAUGGCAGUACAAAAGAGGCUAACAAUGAUGAUGAUCAUGAUGAUUUGGAUGAAUCAAGAGAAAAUUGUGCUGAAGAUUUAAGAGUAAAAUUGGAAAAUUCAAAUUACUCACCUCCACCACCACCCACCUCAAAUACCUCACCCACCACACCUACCGCUUUGUUGGAGAGUCUAAAGAAUUCUGAUGGCACCUUACCCGGCAGUUUAGCGGCUUCAAUAGCUCCCGCCGAUAUGUUAAAUGUCUGGAAUGCCACCAAAUUGAAUAACAAAAACAGCGGUAUGGUGAAUACAGCAGAUGGCAAAAAACUCAAAUGCUUGUAUUGCGAUCGUUUGUAUGGCUACGAAACAAAUCUAAGAGCCCAUAUACGACAACGCCAUCAAGGCAUACGUGUACCCUGUCCAUUCUGUUCGCGCACCUUUACCCGUAACAACACCGUACGUCGCCACAUUGCGCGUGAGCAUAAACAAGAAAUCGGUCUAAGUGCUGGCGCCACCAUUGCACCAGCUUCGGUAGCUGCCGCUGCAGCAGCGGCCGCCAAUCAUUCACAAUAGGAUGCGGCCGCAACAGCGGCGGCAGCAGUAGUUAUGAGUGCACAAAAGGAAGAGGCUAAACAACGUAAACGUAAAUCAUUGAAAAUGGCAUUGGAGAAAUGCAUGCAGAGACGGGAAGCGGCAACAACGGCAUUAACGGCAACCACUAACAACACCACCACAACAACCACAAAUAUGAUGAACACAUCUUUGGCCAUGGCCACAUUUACUUCAUCAACGUUAUCAUCUACAGUUACAACAACAGUAGCUAAUCUCUCCACCACGAAUACAUCAUCGGAUAUGUUAAGUCCUGAAGUUUCGCUUAAUCUACAAGUUAACAAGGGCCCCGAAGUGGUGACCUCUACUCCACAGAAGUUGGCAAAACAUGAUUCAGCCCAUGAAAUGGAAGUUCUGGAAACCACUGAAACCGAAACCUCCAUGGACACAUCUGCCGAGGUAAAUGCCUCCGAGAUGUGUGAGUCCAGGGAAGAAGAGGAUUUGGAAUCAGAAACUUCCAUUAAUAGUACAACUGCCAAAAAAACAACCACGCCACAAAAGCAACAACAAGAACUGGAGCCGGUUUAUGAUGAUAAACCUCUAGAUUUUACUAAAUCGCCCACUAAGAAACUUCAACACGAUGAUGAUAACGAAGCAAAAGAUGUGGAAGAAUAUUUGAAAUCAACUGCCGUUAUUAAGGAAAUUAAAAUGUCACCAAAAGAAGCGCAAGCAAAAGCCCAACAGGAGGAGGAUAAAGACAAACUCCAGAAGGAUAAUGAAGUGAAUAAUGCCGUUUUAACUGAAAAAUCUGCCUCUUUAAAUGAAAACUAAAUGCACUCUUCGUAAA